Molecule: messenger RNA, 417 nt
Organism: Caenorhabditis remanei
Lineage: Eukaryota; Metazoa; Nematoda; Chromadorea; Rhabditida; Rhabditidae
Exons: 3
Coding region: 1-417 (138 amino acids)
Biological process (GO): central nervous system development; brain development; regulation of DNA-templated transcription
Molecular function (GO): DNA binding; DNA-binding transcription factor activity, RNA polymerase II-specific
Source: RefSeq, a predicted model, not a curated record
AUGACUUCCUCUUCUUCUUCUUGUCCGGAGUCCAAUUUCAUUCGGAUUAUCAGAAUUAAAGGUGCGAAUGGAUCCGAGAAAAUGCUGGAAAUUCCAGCGAAACUCGAUUUGGAAAGACCAAAACGACCGAGAACAGUGUUCACUGACGAGCAAUUAGAGAAGCUCGAAAAAUCCUUCAACGAUUCCGGAUAUCUGAGCGGUGUCACCAGAGCGAAACUAGCAGAAUCCCUCGGUUUGAAAGACAAUCAGGUCAAAGUUUGGUUUCAAAACCGGAGAACAAAGCAAAAGAAAAUCGAAUCCAAAGAACCAGUCAAAUCACCGAUCGAAACUACGAAAACGACUGAAAACUAUUCAAACUUCUAUCAAAAUUACUGGAGUGCCGCUGCCUUUCUCUCCAACAAUGCCAUUUCGUCAUAA